Messenger RNA from Phlebotomus papatasi, 1016 nucleotides. RefSeq lists its product as uncharacterized. Bases 91 to 990 code for a protein of 299 amino acids. The record is from RefSeq and is a predicted model, not a curated record. Lineage: Eukaryota; Metazoa; Arthropoda; Insecta; Diptera; Psychodidae. The transcript has 4 exons.
UCAGUUGGUGACUAUUUCAUUUGUGAAUAAAGAAUAAUUUUAAAUAAUUAAAUCACUGGAAAAUUAAACCCAUUUUGGUCUAUCAAUAAAAUGUCUGUGAAUUAUCGAAUGCAAUCGCUGCAUUUCAUAAUUACUGUCAUCAUUUUGGUUUAUAUCGAAUUUGUCUAUAGUUCCUGCAUUAAUUGUACGGAAAAUCCAAUGAAAUUCACGGAUAUUGUGUCGCGGAAAAAGAGAUAUCUCAUUUUUCUGCCAGGAUCCACAGUUAUAUGCACACUGUCCGUGGUAAAAGCCGUCGUGUUUACAUCACCAAGUGGACAUAAUAUAGUCAUGGAAGCGGAUUUUAACUAUCCUCUGCCAGAUAAAGUCGUCCUACCACAGAAAAAGCAUCCUAAGCCUGUGGUAUCGAUAACCACGGCAAAACCAACUGUUGGACCUGUUGAUCAUCAUAACGAAUUUGAUUUUUUUGAGCAUUAUGAACCACAAUCACAAAACCAUUUUGUCAAUUUAUUGAGCAACAAUAUACGGAGAAAGAGUGAUAAGGGCAUUUUUCCCUCAAAGUCCAGAUACAAUCAUCUCUAUAGUAAAUACCAGACAUCAUCUAAAAGUAGAAAAAGGAAUAAAUUUCGUGAGAAGAGGCAUUCAGAGUCCUUUAGGAAACCUCUGGAGGACAAUUACCAUCACAAUGGCCAUCGGGAGCGAAGAAAUCUCUACAAGAGCAUCGAAGAAUUUAUAAAUGGUCACAACAUUGGACUAGAUGGUCGUUCGUGCAUUUUAAGAACAAUUUGUGAAGCUCAACAUUGGCUUUUACCUAAAGGAAAAUCACUCUUCCAUGACAUCUUCCGUGUGCUGUUCUCGUUACCGUCCGAAGGACACCCUGAGGACCACUACAAAGCAGCCAUGUCUCAUGAGGAAGAAGACUGUUCUCUAUAUGAGGAAAAAUGCCCAAUAAGCAUAUUGAGCUUUAUUCUAACCAGUGAAAAAAUUAUAUAACUAAUCGACUGUUUAAUAAAAGAUAA